CACACAAACACGCCUCUUCAGUUCCAAGUAAUUGCUACCAUCUCCUUAAAUUGGAGAAACCCAGAGGAGAAAGAUGAGUUUUGGAAUUACUGGUAAACGAAAUUUGGAGUUUUACAGAGGAAAGAGUAUAUAUAUUAUACAUUUCAGAUAUUGUAGAGAGAGAAAGAGGGAGGAGAGAGUGAUAGAUGGGAAUGUGCUUUUCGUACCUAAGAGGAGGGCAACAAGCAGUGGGCGGAGGGGCCGUACUGAAGAUGAACGAUGUUGGUGGUGGAGCAGCCCACAACGACGCUGUUGACAAAUUCUUUAGAACAAAGGGUCCUCAAGCUCUCUUUACACAAAUCGAGUUAUCUCUAUCAGCUUCAAAAUUACGUGAUCGUGACAUCAUUUCAAAGGUACAAGAAUCAAAGUUGAGGUCUUCAUUAUGCUUGGAUGGUUUGUGGACUUGGAGACUUCCAUUUUUGUGAAGGUUGACUCAGAAUGCCUAUUGUAGUCUUAUGUGUCAAAAUAUGUAUAUUUGAUUCCAUGUAUGUAAUUUGUACUUAAGUACACUUCUAUCAAUAUAUUUGAUAUGUAUGAGAUGAGGCCGGAGGCCAAUGACAUGUAUAUUGU
Cornus florida is the source of this 609-nucleotide messenger RNA. RefSeq names its product protein BONZAI 3-like. Lineage: Eukaryota; Viridiplantae; Streptophyta; Magnoliopsida; Cornales; Cornaceae. The record is from RefSeq and is a predicted model, not a curated record. Bases 186 to 464 code for a protein of 92 amino acids. The transcript has 3 exons.